GUCAGCUGCGGGAACGGGGACGGGGGUGGCGGCAGGCAUGGGCAUGGGCAUCGGAGUGGACAACAGCACCAGCAACAACAACAGCAACGUCUUGUACCACCCUCCGCACCAUCACGUAGUGGGAUCAUCAGCAGCGGCGGCGGGAAUGGGCCCAACUGUCCCACAGAUUCCAAACCGGACGCCGGGAGUCCUCUGCUGUCCAUCUCUGAGGUGA
Messenger RNA from Atta colombica, 214 nucleotides. RefSeq lists its product as uncharacterized. Bases 38 to 214 code for a protein of 58 amino acids. The transcript has a single exon. NCBI's taxonomy places the organism in Eukaryota, Metazoa, Arthropoda, Insecta, Hymenoptera, Formicidae. The record is from RefSeq and is a predicted model, not a curated record.